Molecule: messenger RNA, 561 nt
Organism: Rhopalosiphum maidis (corn leaf aphid)
Lineage: Eukaryota; Metazoa; Arthropoda; Insecta; Hemiptera; Aphididae
Exons: 1
Coding region: 1-561 (186 amino acids)
Source: RefSeq, a predicted model, not a curated record
AUGGACAGCGAUAAAUUGGAAGACAAUGAUGAGCGGCUCGAUGCGUAUUUAGAUUUUAUGUAUAACGCGACCGAAUUGAUCAGUAUUGAAGAAGAUAUCGAUGAAAAAGAACUUGAUAAAUCGUUAGAUAUCGACGACAAAUACGAAAUAUUCGACAGAGCUUUUAAAAAAAUCGGAGAUGACACAAUUAAUAAGCCACUUUACAAAAGCAUUAAGGUAGACAUAAAAAAGUUGUCAUUUACAAAACAUCAAUUGUUGGUAAGAGGUAGACAGGAGAUUUAUGAGAAAAAUCUAAAUCAGGACAUCUACUCGUCCACAAUGGAGAAUCGCGCCGAUAAUGAAAUGUCCGACGCCAAGGUAGAAAGGUUAUCAUUUAAGUACGUUUGGGAAGAGAUACGAAAUUUGAAAAGUACUAAAGCAUUUUGUGAACAUUUGAAGGACAAUCCAGACUUGGAAAAGCCAAAAUAUCUUGUAGACAUUGGCUUUUUCGACAACAAUUAUAAUACAAGCAAUAACAAAAGGAAAUCUUUAGCUAUACACGAAAAACAUACAAGGUUAUAG